AUGGAAUAGGGGAGACAAAAGAUUAUGGUUAGGGUUGGGGGUGAAGAUGAAACAUUUAUGUUGAACGACAUUACAGUUAUUAAAUUUACAGGGAAAUAUAUUCUGUGUCAGUGCUGGGAAAGGGAAGCAAACUGCGAAGUCCACGUAUUGAACUCCAUAGGAGGAAUGAUAAUGGAAGCUCGAUGCCAGCACUGGCUCCCCAAGAAGAACAGAUUCUGCGCUAACGCCCCUCUCAACGAUUCCCUGUUCUGUGGGAAUCACAACCAGAGGCCAGACGGCCAGUGGAUUCCAUGCCCAAUCGACCCUUCUCACACUGUACUUCGAGAGAAUCUCAAAGGGCAUCUUAGGAGAUGCCCAUUAACGAAACAAGUUCAGUCCUUGACCCUUCAGCCCUUUUACCAAAAGGGCAUUAAUCGAUGUACAGAUGAAGAAGAUGAAGAAGCAGAAGAAGAGGGGAAAACACCUAACCCUAAUAAACACUCUUCAGGUUUUUUGGAUGGUACUACUUCAGAGAUGAAGAGGAAUGCUGUCUACAGUAUGAGUGUACCUGAAUUUUUCAAAUUGAUUAGUAAAAUUGAGUCCGUUCAUGUAUUAAUAUGUAAGGAUGUUCGGGACUCAUAUAAGAUGCCAAAAGCUUGUGAGAUAUGGAUUAAGAGAGAAGCAGACAGAUUACAUCGGACUGUGCCAUUUCAAGAGAAACAUGUUUUGCAGCAGUGUUCGAUUCUCGGAAAUUUUGAAGAUUUUGGGGUGUUGAAGCAUUCAGUUAGGGAUUUGGGAAGGGACGAACAGUCUAGCAAUGAGGGGGCACAUGGGGAUGACAAUGGCUCCCCUGCAGUGGUCGAGUUUGGAGCUGGGAAGGGGUAUUUGACACAAAUGCUUGCAGAUUGUUACGGGAUCAAUAGAGUCUGGUUAGUUGAGCGCAAGUCAUACAAGCUAAAGGCUGAUCGAAGUCUGCGACAGAAAGAGAACUUGAUAUUAGAGCGUUUGAGAAUUGACAUUGAGGAUUUGAACUUGAAUGCUGUUGAAUCAUUGCGGGGAGUUUCUUACCUGGCAAUUGGUAAACACCUCUGCGGGCCUGCAACAGAUUUGACUCUAAGAUGUUGCCUAAAGGGACAACAGCAUCAUGAUAGUGCUGUACAGUGUAAUGCCAAUCCUUACCUGAUUGGCCUUGCAAUAGCAACAUGCUGCCAUCAUCUUUGCCAAUGGAAACACUACAUUAAUAAAAGAUACUUGACAAAUUUAGGGAUCACCAAGGAAGAUUUUGAUGCGAUUACAUGGUUUACCAGCUGGGCAGUGGAUGCUGACCAUGGCUCAGACCUUCCUGAUGUUUUUGACUGCGGAUUUGAUAUUUCAUCCAUCGAGAAGGAAGAUGGUUGUGGCAAUGCAGGAGGGGUUGAAGAAGCUACGAAGAAUAUGAAGGCAGCAGAAAGGGCAGUUCUGGGGUUUAUGUGCAAGGAGAUCAUCGACAAAGGAAGGUUAAUGUGGAUCAAGGACCGUGGUUUAGAUACCGAGCUUAUAAAGUAUGUUCCGCUGAACAUCUCUCCAGAGAAUCACUUAUUGAUUGCCAGGAAUUCUUUCAAUAUCUGAGAUUUCGAGUUCUUUCUUCUACUUGAGGUUUUAGGAGUGACAUUUUUCUGAAAGUUAUUGUUAGAUGAGGCUUCUUUUUUUCUCCCCAAGUUACUGAUAUGUCUGAGAAUAGCUAUUUUUGGUUGUGGAUAUUGCACAAAAUACAUUAAAUGCUGAUACAAUUAAGAAUAGCCAUCUAUGAUUCUGGACAUUGAACAAGGAAAUUCUUAUUAUUUGUGGCA
This is a messenger RNA of Malania oleifera, 1808 nucleotides long. RefSeq lists its product as uncharacterized. Gene Ontology annotation, biological process: tRNA methylation. The record is from RefSeq and is a predicted model, not a curated record. The transcript has 9 exons. NCBI's taxonomy places the organism in Eukaryota, Viridiplantae, Streptophyta, Magnoliopsida, Santalales, Ximeniaceae. Bases 25 to 1587 code for a protein of 520 amino acids.